Molecule: messenger RNA, 324 nt
Organism: Acanthoscelides obtectus
Lineage: Eukaryota; Metazoa; Arthropoda; Insecta; Coleoptera; Chrysomelidae
Source: the annotation of a GenBank genome assembly
AUGCUUAUUGAGUUGUACAGAGUUCCGCUAAAAUCUAGAAGAUGGUAUCUUAGGAUAUUUGGCUGGUUGAUUGAUCUUGCUGCCGUAAAUGGCAAAUGGUUGGUUUACAGACGAGAAAGUGGAAAGAAUAAGCCAUGCCUAAAAGUUUUUCGUACCAUGAUAGCCGAAGGUCUACUGGCCCUGAAAAAGAAUCCAUCUUCCCUAGAAAACGUCCCAUCCAAGAAAAAAGCUGUCAUUCCUGGACCAGUAGAAGAUUUUAGAUACGACGAAAUUGGCCAUUUUCCGAUUUAUGCAAAUAAAGAGAGUUCAAAAGUGUUAGAGUAA